CGGGAAAGGCUGGUUUAUCCAUCUAUUCAGACACGGCCCUGUAGUUCCCGUAUAUGAUGAAGACUGAAAACUAAACCGAAACUAAACAGUAGCGACGGUUAUACGCGGCUAAGAUUAAUAAUACGGUAACUUCUGGAGGCGUUAAAGCACAGGUUUGGAUCCCGUAAUCUUGGGAAAUGGCCACAUCCGUGACUGCUGCUGCUCAUGGAGUUCGGGUGGUGACCCACAUCAUCCCUCUGGACACCCCUGCGCCUCCAUGUCCUACUGAGAGCAAAGAGAGCCAGAUGAAGUCAAGCUUGCCUCACAUGACCAGGUUGUUCCUGAAAGCAGAGCCCGUGGCCCUGGGGACUCUGCAGGUGUUCGUUGGGUUUGUGAUGAUUGCUGUGGGAAUAAUUACUUUGGUCGCAGGUACGCAACAUGGAGAAGUCCCCCUGGGUCUUGGAAUAUCGUGUAUCAUCUGUGGAUCUGUAACUUUGGCUGCACACAAGGGAACCUCUCUUCGCCUUAUUAAAAGCACUUUGGCCCUGAACAUCAUUGGCACACUGCUGUCCAUUUCAGGCAUCUGCUACUUCUGCGUUGAGCUUGCCAUCAGACCUGAUCUGGAUGAUUUUUCCUACAGGGGGUACUGGGAUUACUGGUAUAUGGCAAUGCGAUUCACUACUAUACAGGAUGGACUGAAUGGUGUGCUGUUAGUUUUUUCUGUGUUGGAGGUGUGUGUCUGUAUCACACUUGUCGUCUUUUCCUGCAAGGCCAGCCGUCCAGCCUCUGAGACCAAAAUGGUGGUAAAGGUGCAGACAUCUGACCAGCUGUGCUAUGGCAGCCAUGAUGCUCUCCUGACUGGAAAGGAUGUUGGGGCUUGUGAUCACCCUCCAGCCUACGAACCCUAAAUGGGCACUUUUUUUUUUCACAUAACUAUAUGCCAAGCAAAGGGUUCUUAUGCAGGACAAUCAUUAUAGCAUCUGAACUGACAUAAUAGCUUCUCUUAUUUUACUCAUUCUUUUUUUGCCAUAGUAACUUAGUAUAUAGAGUAUAGUAAGUCUUCAGCAGUUUAAUUUCACUUACCCAGCUUACCCACUUACCCAACAGAUUGUCUUUAUUGUGCCUUGUGUAGCUUGUUACAAUGUUUUUUUUUAUUUUUUUAUUUUAUUGAGUUCACUGGGCUAAACUCCUGUAAUUAAAUCAGAAGUGCA
Pygocentrus nattereri (red-bellied piranha) is the source of this 1190-nucleotide messenger RNA. RefSeq lists its product as uncharacterized. Bases 177 to 887 code for a protein of 236 amino acids. The transcript is spliced from 7 exons. Gene Ontology annotation, cellular component: membrane. NCBI's taxonomy places the organism in Eukaryota, Metazoa, Chordata, Actinopteri, Characiformes, Serrasalmidae. The record is from RefSeq and is a predicted model, not a curated record.